Molecule: messenger RNA, 7961 nt
Organism: Hemicordylus capensis (graceful crag lizard)
Lineage: Eukaryota; Metazoa; Chordata; Lepidosauria; Squamata; Cordylidae
Product: zinc finger protein 182-like
Exons: 3
Coding region: 707-1912 (401 amino acids)
Biological process (GO): regulation of transcription by RNA polymerase II
Cellular component (GO): nucleus
Molecular function (GO): RNA polymerase II cis-regulatory region sequence-specific DNA binding; DNA-binding transcription activator activity, RNA polymerase II-specific
Source: RefSeq, a predicted model, not a curated record
GGGAGCGUCUGGUGGUGCCUGCUUGCGUGUGAGUGUUUGCUGUCCUCUGCUCGACGCUGAGCUGCAGUCAGUCGGAGGAAGAAGAGUUAAUGCGGCGCAGUUUUUUUAAAAGCAAGCAACUAAAGGUCCGAAGAAGAACCAGGAGAACGGCAGGGCCAUCGGAAGCCGCCUCAGGCCUGCCACAGCCACAGCUGUGUCCUCCCCCGUCUUCCCCAGAGUGAAAUGUGGUCCACUUCUUGCUGCCCGACGGGGGAGUCGUCCACACCUUCGUGAUGCUUGCGCUCUUCUCUCUGGCCUGGAGUGCCCCCUAGUGGGAAGCCACAGAGCUGUCCGCCGUGAGUCACAAGAGAGUGACGUUGGAAACCCCAAGCUAUAAACAGCAGGAUAGAGAGAGAGAGCUCUGCUGGUGCCAGCUGUCUCCCGGAGAUCCAAGGAACCGCGAGGGGGACGCCACCCAAGGGAGCAGCGGAUGGCCUGUAAAUGUUGGGAGAGGAAGAAUGAUAGAAACCCAAUGGAUGGAGCUGCUAGAUGCAAAAAAAGGAAACAAGAGAGACUAAAAACUGGAGAAAACUGGGAGAACAGGAAUGAAUCCAAUGCUUUUCAGCAUGUAAUCCAGCAAAUAAUACAGGAAGCAGGAGAAAGAAGCCUGUGUCUUCCGUGUAGGAAAAGCUCCUCUACUGAAACCAGCUUUCAGUCUUAGAAGGAAAUGAACGCAAGGAAGAAACCACAUAAAUGCCUGGAAUGUGGAAAGAGCUUCAGCACAAGUGGACAGCUUAUUAUACACCAUAGAACCCACACUGGGGAAAAACCACAUAAAUGCUUGGAGUGUGGAAGUAGCUUCAACCAGAGAGCACAACUAAUUGUACAGCACAGAACCCACACUGGGGGAAAACCACAUAAAUGCUUGGAGUGUGGAAAGAGCUUCAGCCAGAGAGUACAGCUUAUUGUACACCAUAGAACCCACACAGGGGAGAAACCACAUAAAUGCCUGGAGUGUGGAAAGAGCUUCAGCACAAGUGGAUAUCUUAUUAUACACCAUAGAACCCACACUGGGGAGAAACCACAUGAAUGCCUGCAGUGUGGAAAGAGCUUCAGCCAGAGAGCACAUCUUUUUGAACACCAUAGAACCCACACUGGGGAGAUAACACAUAAAUGCCUGGAGUGUGGAAAGAGCUUCAGCACGAGACCACAACUUACUGUACACCAUAGAACCCACACUGAGGAAAAACCACAUAAAUGCCUGGAGUGUGGAAACACCUUCAGCCAGAGAGCACAUCUUAUGGUACACCACAGAACCCACACUCGGGAGAAGCCACAUAAAUGCCUGGAGUGUGGAAAGAGCUUCAGCACAAGAGGAGCUCUUACUGUACACUACAGAGCCCACACUGGGGAGAAACCACAUAGGUGCCUGGAAUGUGGAAAGAGCUUAAGCACAAGUGGAAAACUUACUAUACACCACAGAACACACACUGGAGAAAAACCACAUAAAUGCUUGGAGUGUGGAAAGAGCUUCAGCACAAGUUCAUAUCUUAUUGUACACCACAGAACGCACACUGGGGAGAAACCACAUAAAUGUCCAGUGUGUGGAAAGAGCUUCAGCACGAAUGGAGAACUUAUUGUACACCACAGAACCCACACUGGGGAGAAACCACAUAAAUGCUGUGAGUGUGGUCAGAGCUUCAGCACGAGUGGAGAACUUACUGUACACCACAGAACCCACACUGGGGAGAAACCACAUAAAUGCCUGGAGUGUGGAAAGAGCUUCAGCCAGAGAGCACAUCUUAUUGUACACCAAAGAACCCACACUGGGGAGAAACCACAUAAGUGCUUGGAGUGUGGAAAGAGCUUCAGUACAAAUGGAACUCUUACUGUACACCACAGAUCCCACACUGGGGAGAAAGCACAUAAGUGACAGGAAUGUGGAAAGAGCUUCAGCACAAGUAGAAAACCUACUAUACACCACAGAUCCCACACUGGGGAGAAAGCACAUAAGUGACAGGAAUGUGGAAAGAGCUUCAGCACAAGUAGAAAACCUACUAUACACCACAGAACCCACACUAGAGAAAAACCACAUAAAUGCCUGGAGAGCACAUCUUAUUGUACACCAUAGAACCCACCAGGUAUGUUCAUGAACCAGUCUAGAGGCCUUUCUAGAGGUGUUGCUUCAAAGGUGGUGCUGGCUAAAAGGUUCAGCGCCGGUGGUGUGGUGGUUCUUUAAGGGCAGUGAAGGGUGCACUUACCCCUCCCUCCGCUUUCCCCCCCUCUGGCGCUCCAUUUUUAGCACAAACACAUGGAGCAGCAGUGUUCCACCCUGCUGCCCCUUUCCUCGUUCUUUGCUGGAAAUGGCCGGAAGUAUCGCAUGCGCCCAUCACAAUGUGCGUUCAGUAUGUACAUGCUAUGGGUGCACGCCCAGGAGCUUUUCCCGUCCAAGAACAGAGGAAGGGGCGGCAGGGAGGUAUGCUGCCGCCCCAUGGGUUUUGUUAAAAAUGGAGCUCCGGUGGGGGGUAAGUGGAGGAAGGGGUAAGUACACCCUUCCCCACCCUUAAAGAACCACUACCCCCAGCAUCAAACUACAUCUCCGCAGUUUCAUGCACACCACUAGAACCUACACUGGAGAGAAACCACAUAAACAACAGAAGCAUGGUGGAACAGUGAGAACCAAUGAGACACUUAUCCCUGGAUGUAAUCUCUAUAGAAACGGCAGGGAAGGGUGCCUUGGAGGUGGAGUAGCACUGUAUGUUAAAGAAGGGAUAUAAUCUAAUAAGCUAGAAAACCUAGUUGGACUGGAGUCCUCCACAGAAACCCGUACAAGGCCUGAAAGGGAACGUGCUACUGGGGACGUGCUAUUGCCCUCCAGAUCAAAACGCUGACAGCGACUGGGAGUUGCAGGAGGAAAUCAGGGAGGCAUCAAGGAGAGGGUAGGUAUAAAUGGAGAGUUUUCACAAUGGAGGGAAGUAAGAAUUGGGGUCCCCCAGGAACUGGUGUACUGGGACUGUUGCUUUUUAAUUUAUUCAUAAAUGAUCUAGAAGCAGGGGUAAGCAGCGAGGUGGCCAAAUUUGCAGGCGAUAACAAACUCUUUUGGGUAGUGAAAUCCAUAACUGAUUGCAAAGAGCUCCAAAACGAUCUCUCCAAACUGGGUGAGUAGGUGACAAAGUGGCAAAUGCGGUUCAAGUGUAAAGUGAUGCACACUGGGAUGAAGAACCCCAACUUCAAGUAUAUCAUCAUCAUCAAUUUUAUUACGGCCAUUGGCCAGCAGAAAUAGAAGUAACAAAUAUACUCAAUACAAAGAUCAAUAAAACAAUGCUAAAACACAAUAAAAUGGAAUACAAUCACUCAUAAUAAAUUACUGAAAAACAAUAGAAGCUCUUGCAAUUAAGCUCUUAAUAGGGACCUUAACCUAAUGGCAAUGUAGAAAAAUUUAGCCACGAUUGUUGUAAUCCCGGGGCUUGAAUCUGCGAGGCAGUAAUAUGUAUUAAAAGAGCUCACACCUUCCGGGAAAUUUGAAUAACAGAGGGGAAAUAAGUUCUUCUCUAGCAUCCCGAUAUAAAGAGCAAUGUAGCAAUACAUGGGUGACAGUUUCCAGGAGGCCACGCCACAAUGGCAGAAAACCGCAACAGGAUGAUCUUUAGGAAACCUCUGUUCCAAACGCGAAGAGGACAACACAUUAAACCGGGCCCGAGCAAAUGAAACCCGAAAUUUAGAAAAAUGCAGCGUUGUUAAGUAGUUAGCACCUCUAUCUCCCCAAGGUGGCAAAAUCCCAAAAUGUAAAGAGGACCAAAAUGUAAAGGGGAAACUUCAAGUAUAUGCUGAUGGGAUCUGAGCUGUCGGUGACUGACCAGGAGAGGGAUCUUGGGGUCAUGGUGGACAACUCGUUGAAAGUGUCGACUCAAUGUGCGGAGGCUGUGAAAAAGGCCAAUUCCAUGCUAGGGAUCAUUAGGAAGGGGACUGAAAACAAAACUGCUAAUAUUAUAAUGCCCUAAUACAAAACUAUGGUGUGGCUACACCUGGAGUACUGUGUACAGUUCUGGUCACCACAUCUAAAAAAGGAAACUGUAGAACUGGAAUAGGUGCAGAAGAGGGCAACCAAGAUGAUCAGGGGCCUAGAGCACCUUUCUUAUGAGGCAAGGCUACAACACCUGGUGCUUUUUAAUUUAGAGAAAAGACUGUGGGGAGACAUGAUAGAGGUCUAUAAAUCAUGCCAGGUAUGGAGAAAGGGACAGAGAGAAAUUCUUCUUCCUCUCACAUCACACUACAACUAGGGGUCAUCCCAUGAAAUAGAUUGCCAGGAAAUCUACGGCCAACAAAUGGAAGUACUUUUUCACACAACACAUAAUGCACUUGUGGAAUUCUCUGCCACAAGAUGUGGACAGUCAACAACCUGGAUGGCUUGAAGAGGGGUUUGGAUAACGUCAUGGAGGAGAGGUCUAUCAUCGGCUACUAGUCAGAGGGCUUCAGGCCACCUCCAGCCUCAAAGGCAGGAUGCCUCUGAGUACCAGUUGUAGGGGAGUAACAGCUGGAUAGAGGGCAUACCCUCAACUCCUGCCUGAGGCAUCCAGCGGCAUCUUGUGGGCCAAUGUGCGAAACAGGAUGCUGGACUAGAUGAGCCUUGGGCCUGAUCCAGCAGGGCUGUUCUUAUGUUCUUAAAUGCCUGAAGAGUGGAAAGAGCUUCAACCUGAAUAAACACCAUAGAACGCACACUGGGGAGAAACCACAUAAAUGCGUGUGGAGAGACUUCAGCACAAGUGGAGCUCUUACUGUAUCCCAUAGAACCCACAUAGAGAAAACCACAUGAAUGCUUGGAGUGUUUAAAAGAACUUCAGGAGGAAGGCAAGCCUUACUGCACAUGAGCAAACUCACAGAGUAUAAAAACCAUACAUCUGACACUGCAGAGAAACCUGGGAAACUGCCUCACUGUGUGAAAUAUCAAACCUUGUCCAAUUUCUUUUUCUCUUUUGACUUGCUUUGACCCUUGUUACCUUCUUAGGGAAUUGAGGCCAAGUGUUCAUACUGGUGUGUUUGGUUCUGUGUUAAGAAUAAGUGUGCAUCAUUCGGUCCAACUGAUUCAUGAAUAUUCGUGUUUCACAGCAUUCCCUUGCUUUUCCUUGCCUAGGAAUCCCGUUCUGUGUUGGUUGGUGUAGACAAUACUGUGCUGGAUGGACCAGGAGUGUGACUGAGUUCCGGAGCUUCAUAUGUCCGUCUGGAGCACGUCUCACUCAGGAGUUGAGCCCCUGCUUUCCAUGCCAGAGGUCCCAGGUUCAAUCCCUGGCAGCAUCCACAGAUAGGGCUGGGACAGAGGUUGCCUGGAAGCUUGGAGGGGCGCUGCCAGUCAGUGUAGACCAGUGUUGAACAACUUUGUCCCUCCUGCCAUUGUUGGCAACAUCUCGCACCACCUCUGAUGAUUGAUGACUGUUGCUGAGCAUGCUGGGAGUUAUAAUCCCAAGGGUUCAAGCUGUGCUGCCCUGGGUCAGAGAGUACUGAACUAGAUGGAGGGUGGCUUAGUCUAUAUCAGGCCUGCUCAACUUGGCCCCCCCAGCUGUUCUUGGACUACAACUCCCAUAAUCCCCAGCCACAGUGGGUAAUAGCCAAGGAUUAUGGGAGUUGUAGGCAAACAUCUGCAGGAGGGCCGAAGUUGAGCUGGCCUGGUCUAUAUACAGCUUCUUCCAGAGUUCCACAUAGCACACACACAUGGUGCUUAGGAGCAUAUUAGGAGAGAAAGCAGAGAGAAAUGGAUAGUUCUAAUUGUUGGAGAUGCACUUCCAGUGCAUCGACCUUUUGCACCAACUGUCCUAAUGACCACUAGGGUCACUGGGAGUAGAGACAGUGAGUCAGGGUCUCCCGAUCUGUCCCCACUCUAUGACCCCUGAACAGACUCUGCAGCACUUCCUGUACUUGAGUCACAAUCCUUCCUUUCCUCAUAGAGAGCAGAUGGAAACCUCUCUCUCUCCUUACCUAUCCAUUAUAUAGUCCUUUAGAUUAGAGAUAGGUCUUUCCUAUCUAAGUGUAUUUAACCAAUAAAUAUUUAGUGUUUAGUCAUACAAGGAUCUCCAUGUGUUUUCUCUAAAUAGCUGCAAGAUCCAAACCAUCCUCUGCUACCUACUCUGUAACUGGAGUGUGUGCUCAUUCCUUAGUGCUCUGCUGUUUUACCUAUUGUGGGUAAAAAUCAACAACCUCUAACACUAAAAAUCUCUGUUCCAUUUCAAAAUGAAGACAAGGACUAUCAGCACUAUCCCAAAACACCCAUUUUGGAAGGGCGAUAUAUAAAUCAAGCAAAUAAAUAUAUAAAUAAAACCAGGUCACUAAGAAGGGGGCUGCACCUAUUUACUAUGCUUUUACUUAACUGAGCCCAUCUGAUGUGAUGCAGGAUCACACUCACUGCAUUGAGAAUUAAACAUCUUUUGGAGCCCUUCUUGAUACACAAGUUCCUUGUUCUGAUGGGGACAAGCAUGGAGAGCUGAUCUUGAUGUAGCAAGCAGGACUUGUCCUCUUAACUAAGCAGGGUCCACCCUGGUUGCAUUUGAAUGGAGCACUGUAAGAGAUUCCCCUUAGAGGAUGGAGCCGCUCUGGGAAGAGCAGAAGGUUCCAAGUUCCCUCCCUGGCAGCAUCUCCAAGAUAGGGCUGAGAGAGAUCCCUGCCUGCAACUUUGGAAAAGCUGCUGCCAGUCUGUGCAGACAAUACUAAGCUAGAUGGACCAGUGGUUUGACUCGGUAUAUUGCAGCUUCCUAUAUUCCUAUGAUGGACUCAUCUCAAAAAACGGGAGAGGGUCUGAGUCAGUUUUGUCAUGAAAUAAUUGAUUUAAAGAGGAAGGACCAACCUUCAGUCAUUCAGACAGACUGGAAGUCUAAUGAAACCUGAUCAAAAGCCCAUUUACACUUCUGGUUGUAGGAGAGCAUGCUGUCUGAGAGUUAGGCAAAAUGUUUCAGCCUGAUGAAGGGUGACAGACUGUGUCACUCAUCUUUGUCUGUCUGAUCCCAGACCCAGGACAAAGGGGCCCCUGAGCAUGUACAGAGUUCAUUUCUCUCUGCACCACUACAAUUCCGCCCUAUUGGCAACCAUCUGCCACUGUCAUAGGCUUGUAUAAGGGCAUAACAAGAAUAGCAGUUUUAUUCUCAAUCCCCUUCCUAAUGACCCUAAUGGUGAAAAUUGGCACAUAAAUGGUAGUAGUAGUAGUAGUAGUAGUAAUUGCAGCCUUGGGGAUAAAUUCUGGUCAAGCAGUGCCCCUUUGGAUGGGAAUAGGGGACCAGAAACACAUUGGGAAGGGCCCCCCUUUCAUCUUUGAAAUGCCGGAAGGUGUGUUUUUCAGGAAGCAUCAGGGAAGGUGAGAUGUCCCUCUGGAUGGUGAAGGCAGAGCCACUUGUACACAGAGUCGUCUUGGAAGAGAUACUGCUCUAGGAAGGAGGCCGUUGUAUUUGGAACCCAGAAAAGGAAAACUCCUCCUUGUGUCGUGGGGUUUACAGCAGCAAAGAAGGGAGUCCUGGAGGUGGGAAGGGUCUCCCAGUUGGCAUUUGGGAGGGUGCCCCUCUAGCCAUGGUGGGGAAGGUGGAGGCCUCUGGGGGAACAGGGAUGUGGCCGGAAAGGGAGAAACCCCCGGAAGAACUGUAGGGCCCCCCGAGUUCCAAGGAGGGUUCUCGACUCCAGAGGACAAGCGGCCGUUGAGCUGGCAGUCAGCUGGUGAUGCGGCCCCCUUUGUGAGGUCACCCGUCGCUACGGGGUCCUGGGCCUGGAAUCCUCGCUGGCUCCCUUGAACGAAUGUGAGAGUGGAAGAGAGCGGGUGUCUGAGAGAGCGGCUGUGGCAGCGAAAGUCAUUUAGAGAGAGAUUGGGCGCGAUUGUGAGAGUGAAAGAGAGAGCGAUUGAGAGAGAGAAUGAAUAGAUAAUAGAGUUUAAAUAUCGGAGCAAUCAGAGGCGGGAAUUUGUUGUUUGGGAUAGGGAGGGGGAGGCGGUUGGGGCUGGGGUGGGUCGUUGU